CCGUAUGGCUGACAGUAUGCUGACAGUAAAAAAAUUACCCAUUCAGAAUAAACAUGCUGAUGGAUUAGCCAAUCACAACAUACUGACAGUCUACUCACGCAACUCCCGAAAACACCCAACAUAUCCCUCGAAAAGUAACUAGAGCCAGACGGCAGCCGUCACAGGAACUAAACUAUACUUUUAUAAACAGGUUGAGAACCUUUUCGUGUUCACUGAGCGCUCAUAGUGAGAAUCUGGAAAACGCCUAAGCUCCAAUAGGAUUUAUAAAAAAAAAUAUAUAUAUAUAUAACAUAUAUAAUUGAAGAUUUUAUUAAUUAUCCUGAUUUUAGACACAAUGGUGGCUCACACAGUGCUUUUGGACUUCACAGUCUCUUCAAAUGCAAUCGUAGAUUCCGAGAAGCGUUCCAAUUUAAAGUCAAAUAUUGCUAAUGUUUUGAAAGAACAUUUUGUUGGGUUAAAACCCUUGACAGAAUCUUAUGUCGAUGGAAGUUUACUUGUUCUGUAUACUGGACCAAGAGGCAGUUUAAUCACCAUCAGAGGAUAUCCAGAGGGUCUUAUCACCAUCAACAUCGAAUAUUACAAACGCGACGACGAGGAGGCCCUCUUGACAUUCGAGCAAUGGCGAUACUUGGAAGUCGAUGUUGCCCUGGCUUUGAACAGCCAACGCAGUAAACGUUUACCGCCUGUAAGACGAGGAACGAUAUAUGAUCUUUACCUGACGCUCUCAGAUGAGAGAUUACUCGAAUAUGACAUCGACCAUUUGGUAUUCGAAGCCAGAUCACCAUACCAAAAGGUACAAAUUGUACACUCCAAAUCUCUAGGAAAUCUUUUAGUUCUGGACGAAUUGCAAAAUAUGUCAGAGGCGGAUUUAAUUUAUACUGAAACGCUCAUGCAACGGGGUAAAGAAACUUAUGCGGGAAAAGAAAUAGUUAUUUUAGGAGGAGGAGAUGGAGGAUUACUGUGGGAGUUGUUAAAGGAAAAACCAAAGCACGUGACGAUGUUGGAGAUUGACGACAUUGUCAUGAAAGCCUGCAGUCAAUACAUGAGAAGUAUAUGUGGCGAUUGCUUGGACAAAAAAAAGACUGAUAAUUAUGAAAUUAUUGUUGGCGAUUGUGUGAAAACUUUGUCACACAUGAUAGAGGAAGGACGACAAUUUGAUUACGUCUUUGGUGAUUUAACAGACAUACCAAUUAGUUCAACACCACAUGGUGAUGCCUGGGAUUUUAUCAGAUUGAUUUUAAAUUCGUCGUUCAAAGUAUUAAAACCAACUGGAAAGUACAUGACGCACGGUAAUGGCGCAUCAUGUCCAGAAUCUUUGAAAAUGUUCGAGGAAGUAUUAAGUCAGCUGUCAGUGCCAGUGAAAUACACAAAAAGUAGCGCGUUUAUUCCAUCUUUUUUUGAAGAUUGGGUAUUUUAUCAAGUUUCGUUGAAAUGAUGGAUUAAAAUUACGACUAGGUUGUCGAAAUAUCUAGCGAAAUUCAUUCACAUUGUCUCAAGUUCUUUAUGACCUGAACUUCUUUUUAGUUUUAGUAUAUUUCAAUUAAUGAUAAUUAAUCCAUCGAUCAGUUCCUCUUAAAUGAAACCAUCUCUAAAAAUCUUGGUCCAAAGUUAUUUGAAUUCAAUCUAAUAUAAUAAACGGUUGCAAUAAAACGCCUUUGUAAAUAUAAGUAGGUAUUAUUAGAUUUCGAUAUAACUUUGUCAUGAAAUAUGUUUAUUUAUGACAAUAAAAAAAAAGUUAAAUAUUAAGUGUUGUGUGUAUGUUUUUCUUCUUUUUUAAAAACAAUUUGUUAACAAUUUUUUUAUGUUUAAUUACACUAAGAUUGACGUUUUUAAGAUAACUUUUUACUUUUAAUUUUUACCAAAAAAAUAUCUAAGGAACGUUUUAGAAACUAACUGUAAUGGAAUUGAGAAAAUUCCCCUCCCCUGUGAUUAUAAAAAAAAGCUUGCAUUGUAAUAGAAUCUACAGCAUUUGUAACAGUAUUUUGUAGUAUAAUAAUUAUUGUAGUUGUUAAAAUACAAAAAUAUUUUGCCUAUUAAUGCGAUUUAUAUUAUUUUUUAGUAAUGUUGUUUCUUCUUGCAGUUUUGAAAAACUGUCAAGUUCUGAAAUUUUAAUAUUAAGUUACGUUGUACAAAUAUAUAGAGAGAGCAUUAGGAUAUGAACAUGUGAUUUGAAUUUCGUAAGAUUCCUCUAAGAAUAAAGUAUUUAGUCAGUAUAUAUGAUAAUAAUAUAAUUACCCAUAUUAUCAGUACAAAAAUGUUUAACAUUUAAGCACAAUAGGUAAUCAGAAAGACAACCAAAGAUUUGUUUUCUUCGAAUUUUAAUGUAUUCUACAUAUAUCGCUUCUUUAUUAUAUUAUACACCUAUUUCUAUUGUAUAAUCAACAUCUUUCGUCCAAUCGAAACAUACAUUUGAUAGUACGGUGGGUUUCGCUUAUAGUAAGAUUCAAAGAGGCUUUAAAUUUUAUAACAAUUAUGAUUCAUUUUUUAAAUAUUACCAAUUACUAAUUGCAAUUUGAUCAAAUCAUUUUGCAAUUCAUUUGGUCUAAAGAAACUAUAAGUUUAUCAAUAAAAGAAAAACCUUCGUUCAUUAGAAACGACCUACAGAAAUAGAAGUGAAAUCAAAUGUACAAGUUUGUUAAAAAAAAUGUAAUCCGACCACAAGAGUUGCAGAUUUUUAUUGUAUUAUAAACAAAAUAAUUGCAAUGCACCGUCGCCAAUAAUCAAACAGUAAACUUUUCUUCUAAUACAGAUGUCCAAAUAUAUUGUACAAUGUACCUAUUUUUGCUGGGAAAAGUGUUUCUUUAUGGAAAAACAUUAAAUAAAUGGUAUUCGCCAAUUUUGUAAUGAAACUGAAUAUUAGUAAAAAAUUAAUCACUCAA
Molecule: messenger RNA, 2879 nt
Organism: Leptopilina boulardi
Lineage: Eukaryota; Metazoa; Arthropoda; Insecta; Hymenoptera; Figitidae
Gene: Sms
Product: spermine synthase
Exons: 8
Coding region: 335-1435 (366 amino acids)
Biological process (GO): spermine biosynthetic process
Molecular function (GO): spermine synthase activity
Source: RefSeq, a predicted model, not a curated record